Molecule: messenger RNA, 743 nt
Organism: Drosophila suzukii
Lineage: Eukaryota; Metazoa; Arthropoda; Insecta; Diptera; Drosophilidae
Source: RefSeq, a predicted model, not a curated record
GAAACGUUUUGAAAGAUCAGUCAUCUAUUGGCAGGCUUGACAAUGAGGUCGAUUUUGCUAGUGAUUCUGCUGGUAGUUGGAAGAAGUUUGGCCCAACUUGUAGUCGGAGAUGGCUCACCAUUAGGUGCAUAUAAUAGAGGCCGACUAGAAAGUUACCAUCAAGAAGAUCUAGUUUUCGGAGAAAAUACUGGAGGCCCCCUUGGAAGUAUUGGAACUGGAGACCCAGAAUCCGUCCCAGAGCUCAUUUCUGGAUCUAAUAGUGGAGGACCUUUUGCCAGAAAGCCUCCUCAAAAAACUAUAUGGGUCAGAGAAAAAGGAGGUAGACUGGUUGAAGUCCUUAACCAUCAUCAAGGAGGUUUAAUUUCCGGCGGACCUAGUGGAGGUCCCUUUGGAAAUGGAGAUCCAGAGUCUGUCCCAGAACUCAUUACUGGAUCUAAUAGUGGAGGUCCUUUUGCACGUAAGCCUCCUCAAAAAACUAAAUGGGUCAGAGAAGAAGGAGGUAGACUGGUCGAAGUCCUUAACCAUCAUCAAGGAGGUUUAAUUUCCAACGGACCUAGUGGAAGUCCCUUUGAAAGUACAGGAACUGGAUAUCCAUUAUCCACCCAGGAACUCAGAACUGAAAAUCAAAUUCAGAAACUUCAGAAGCAAGUAAUGGAACUGCUUCUUGAGCAAUCGCUCAAUUAAAAUUGAAUUCAAAGGUGGCAACCUUAACGAAUAAAUUCAAAUCAAUUAAAUCAACCAUU